AUGGAUACGGCAGGAUCGCUGGCUGCCGAGUUUGAGCUGCAAUUCUGCCAGGAUGAUGCACCGGAUACGGCCAGCGGGACGACGCUGUGCUACUUCCCCUAUCUGGAGGAGUUGGACCUGUCUUCAAACGAAAUUACGGGUGUGUCAAGCCUCCCAGUCAUCCAGCUAUUUCAGAGCUUGAGAGUGCUGCGACUCAGCGACAACCCAUGUACACGUGGCGGCAGCGCGACCGUUCCUUCGAUUCCAAAUGUCGCCAUCGUCAGCGAGGACAUCAAGCCCUUCUACAUGAAAGGAAAUGGCUGCUUUGCCAAGGCUGAGAAGAUUCCCGGUGUAAAGUUGAAGAUGAACAGCCGCAAAAUGAAGAAAGUCCGGGAUGUCCGCACUUCCGGUCCCUUCAGCCGGCCGAGAAGCAUGUCCCAGCUGGGCGAGCUCGACGAGGAGGCCAAUGCCUUGGUGGUUCAGUGGUCAGGUGCAAUGGCCAUGAACGCACGUGCCGCGUCCGCCCCCGCAACGACGGCCCCGGUGGCAGAACACUUGGGCAUCUCCGACGGCAUCCUCAGUGACGACCUGACCGAGGAAGAGCUGGAUCAGAUCUUCCGGGAGAGGAAGCAGACCAUAGAAAACAGGUUCGAGGAGCCCGUGGAGGAGCCUUUCUCCUUCAUGAAGGAGCCCGAGGACGCUGCCACCAAGGAGAAGCUGGCGCAGCUUAUGAAGCAAAUGCGGCAGCAGGAAGAAGAGCAGUCCGGCGCGAGCCCAGGCGCGAGCCAAACUCCCAAGGAGAAGCCGUCGGGUCUCUUCCUCACCGGGUUGGCAGAGGACGCCCCGGAGCCACCACGCCAGCCCCGGCGCAG
Messenger RNA from Symbiodinium necroappetens, 851 nucleotides. The record is from the annotation of a GenBank genome assembly. Lineage: Eukaryota; Dinophyceae; Suessiales; Symbiodiniaceae.